This is a messenger RNA of Cylicocyclus nassatus, 1191 nucleotides long. The record is from the annotation of a GenBank genome assembly. NCBI's taxonomy places the organism in Eukaryota, Metazoa, Nematoda, Chromadorea, Rhabditida, Strongylidae.
AUGCCCGUUAAAUUUCGCGAGACUCUCGCCUCUCUUGUGGAAGACGAGCCAUGUCUCUGGGAUCGCACCCGCGAUGAUUAUCACAUGAGAGACAAAAAGGCGGACGCAUGGGAUCGUGUCAUGAACAAAUUAAUACAGCUCGGAUAUACUUACGAUCUUGCCUAUGUGAAGAACACGUGGAAGCUAAUGCGCGACGCGUAUAGGCGAUACAAAAUCUCACACAGUGGAUCAUCAGCGUCAGAAUCAAGUGGAAUAGUGAGAAGACUAAGAUAUCUGGAGACAGCCGAUGUAAAAGGAGUCCGUUUUUCCAAUCUCCACUAUAGCGAUGAAGAUGACGAUAUCGAUAUCCUCAAUGAUGAAAACGAUCCACCGCCGCCAGAACACUUCGAAGAAGUAACAACGUCGCGAACUCUUCUGGGGGUGACACCGGCAAGAAACGUGGGAAGUUUAGGGAAGAGACAAGUGGUCGAGAAAACCAAAACGACCAAAAAGGCCCGUCUUGAAGAAGGCAUAUCCGCUGUGCAAGAAGCUGCGGAUGCAGUGAAAAGUCAUUUGGAGGCGAUCAGUUCACCAACUAACAAAUACAGGCACAUCGGAGAUUUUGUUUCCGAUACGCUAUCAGGGAUGACAGAACGAAGGGCACAUGCAAAAAUUCAAUCACUUAUAACAGUUCUGCUGAAGGAUGACACUACGCUUCAGGGUUGGCUAAUGAAUGGUCGACUGCAUAACAACGCAUUCCCUCCUUUGACGCUUGAGAUGUUGGAAGAGGUGGCAAGAAAAACCCAGGAGAGGUACGACCACCCUCGAAGCGUAGGGUUCAUGGAUGGUAAACACAUCAAUAUUAGGAAACCUGCGCACUCGGGUAGUAGCUUCUGGAACUACCUGAGUUACUACUCUAUUGUCUUGCUUGCGGUCUGCGAUUGCGACUACCGCAUCAUAAUGUAUGAUGUCGGAUCACCUGGUUGUAAUGGAGAUGCCGGAGUUUAUCGGUCAUCCAGUAUCAAGAGAUUUUUGGACGAGAACGACGCUAUUUUCCCACCAACUAGAGAGCUAGGCACAGUUGGCCCAGUUCAAUACCACUUUCUCGUCGAUGGUGGUUUUGGACAAAGUCACAGAUUCGUGAGGCCGUACAGAGAAAGAGAGGCGAACACACCUGACAGGAAAAGGUUUAACAACAAAAUGUGCCGGUAA